Quercus robur (English oak) is the source of this 741-nucleotide messenger RNA. RefSeq lists its product as uncharacterized. The transcript is spliced from 2 exons. Gene Ontology annotation, biological process: stomatal complex development; guard cell differentiation. The coding region runs from base 6 to 479 and encodes 157 amino acids. The record is from RefSeq and is a predicted model, not a curated record. Lineage: Eukaryota; Viridiplantae; Streptophyta; Magnoliopsida; Fagales; Fagaceae.
GGACCAUGAUGCCUUGUAUUAGUGAACAAAACAAUACAACCCAUCACCUCGGUUGCACUUGCAAUCAACACCCUUUCUUCUCUUCACAAACAUACUCCCACACCUCACUGCAAAUUUUCAUGUUCUUUUCUGUUUACAUGAAGAAAGGAUUGAUGGCUCCAUCAGGAAAUGAGCUUAAUGGGCUAAGGAUUGCAGUCAUUGUGAUACUUUUCUUUUCUCUCACAUUCUUUCCUUCCAAAUCAGAUGGGUCAAUGUUACUAAGAGAUAGUGAUCAUGAGGGUGUGAAGCAAAUGAAAUUGGUGUUGGGUUCAAAACCUCCUCGGUGUGUUAACAAGUGCUUGAGUUGCAAGCCCUGCAGUGCUGCUUUAGUUACAUCUCCACACCAUAGAAAAGAAUUCCAAGCAUCAUUUCAGCGAGAUGAGAGUUAUUAUCUUCUCUCAUGGAAAUGCAAAUGUAAAGAUAAGUAUUUCCAACCUUGAAAGCUCUGGCCAAAAAACAAGAAGCCUAGAAAGUUUAUAGCCUAAUCUGAUGAGGACAUUGCCGUGUAUAUAGGAGCUAUAGUACUGCUAGAGUUACAGACCCCCGGUUGGUUUGUCACUAUUUAGACAAAAUAGUCCUCUCUCUUUCUCUCUCUCCCCAAAUGAUAUUACUCAGUACUUGAAUGAUUUAGUGCUAAUUUGUGUUGAGACUGUUUGUAGUAAUUAUUGGCAAUUAAGAGCUGCAAAUUUACUGUUUUUAGUA